Leucoraja erinaceus (little skate) is the source of this 1303-nucleotide messenger RNA. RefSeq names its product trans-Golgi network integral membrane protein 2-like. NCBI's taxonomy places the organism in Eukaryota, Metazoa, Chordata, Chondrichthyes, Rajiformes, Rajidae. The coding region runs from base 117 to 1070 and encodes 317 amino acids. The transcript has 4 exons. The record is from RefSeq and is a predicted model, not a curated record.
CAACGGCCUGAGACCCGAGACCCGAGUCCCCGCCCGUGGACCGCUCCUGCUCCGGUGCCGGGGUUUGCGGGGAGCCGCGAACGGGCCCGCGUCACUCGCCUGGCUCCGAGGACGCAAUGAGGCUCCUGCUCGUCCCGCUGUUGUUGCUGGGCGUUUCACUCUCCGGGGUUAAAAAUGAAAAACUGAAAGAGAAGAGGUCCGUUCCCGCGGAGCCGACACCGCUGAAGCCCGACGUAGCGAGCAAUGUGAUCGCUGUUGGAGGUGGCGCUGAGUCGGCAGCGGCCAAGCCAGUGUCCGGAGCGUCAGAUACCGUAGGGCCAAAGGCCGGAGGGUCAGAGGCCGGAGGGCCAAAGGCCGGAGGGUCAGAUACCGUAGGGCCAAAGGCUGAAGGGCCAAAGGCUGGAGGGCCAGAGACUGGAGGGCCAAAGGCCGGAGGGCCAGAGGCCGGAGGGCCAAAGGCCGGAGGGUCAGAUGCCGUAGGGCCAAAGGCCGGAGGGUCAGAUGCCGUAGGGCCAAAGGCCGGAGGGUCAGAGACCGGAGGGUCAGAUGCCGUAGGGCCAAAGGCCGGAGGGCCAGAGACCGGAGGGCCAAAGGCCGGAGGGUCAGAGUCCGUAGGGCCAAAGGCCGAAGGGCCAAAGGCCGGAGGGUCAGAGAUCGGAGGGUCAGAGUCCGUAGGGCCAAAGGCCGAAGAGCCAAAGACCAGUCCAGAGGGCGGGGAGACCACUGACCACGAACCGACCGAGGAGGCGGAGACAGAUGAAGGCGAGGCCGCGGAGGGAGACCCGGUCGGGCCCGAGGGAGCCGCGGGCGGGGAAGAACCGGAGAAGGCCGCUGGAGGGGUGGUGGAUCCGGGGCGGGCACAGGCCGGGAUGGACACGGUGCCGGAGGACGUGGCGGAGAGCAGCCACUUCUUCGCCUACUUGGUCAGCACCGCCAUCAUCGUGGCCGUUGUCUAUGUUGCCUACCACAACAAGCGCAAGAUUAUUGCAGUUGUUGUCGAGGGACGGAGAUCAAAGAACUCUCGACGGCCAAAGACCACCGACUAUCAGCAGCUGGACCAGAAGAUGUGAAGUGGAUCGGUGGAUGUUCUGUGGAGCCCGCAGCGUCUCGCUGGAGUCGGGCGAUAGCCCCCACACCCCACCCCCCCUUCGCUGCCCCCCUACCCCCCUCGCUCCCCCGACCCACACUAUAUCCCUGCUACACCCAGGGUCUCUGCGUCUGAUCUGCCUGCUCAUGGAACACUGGGGGGAGGGGGGGUGAUGGGUCAUAGAGGGUGGGUGAGGGGUGAUUGAAGGGGGAGGGG